Molecule: messenger RNA, 5643 nt
Organism: Electrophorus electricus (electric eel)
Lineage: Eukaryota; Metazoa; Chordata; Actinopteri; Gymnotiformes; Gymnotidae
Product: nuclear receptor coactivator 3
Biological process (GO): positive regulation of transcription by RNA polymerase II; cellular response to hormone stimulus
Cellular component (GO): nucleus
Molecular function (GO): protein dimerization activity; nuclear receptor binding
Source: RefSeq, a predicted model, not a curated record
AAAAAAUAAAUAAAUAAAAAGGAAGCACAAUAAUAUUAAUAAUAAUUAAGACGAAUAAGACGAAAGAAAAAAAACCCGUAGAAGAAGUAGAAGAAAUAUAUGCUGUCCUCGGGAUAGUAAUAAAUAGCGAAGGACGGCGCUUGCUGUUCAGGCUUCUGGGUGAGAGUUGGACAUACCCCCUGCUGUGGAGGACUGGAGAACUUUUUCUCCGCUCCGUCACAAGGAUGUGAAGCAGAACAAAGCAUGAGCUUUUUGUUUAACCACUGCUGAAGAGCUGCUGAUAUGUACAUAAGAUGAGCGGCGUGACGGACAACUCCAUGGAGUCACUGUGCUCCGACCGCAAACGCAAGCUGUCCACGUGCGACACACCAGGUUUGGGGUGUGACAAACGGCGAAGAGAGCAGGAGAGUAAGUAUAUCGAGGAGCUGGCUGAACUGAUUUCAGCCAACCUCAGUGACAUUGACAGCUUUAACGUCAAGCCGGACAAGUGUGCAAUUCUCAAGGAGACAGUGCGCCAGAUUCGACAGAUUAAAGAGCAAGGAAAGGCCACGUCCAGUGAUGACGAUGUUCAGAAGGCGGACGUGUCCUCGACAGGUCAGGGGGUCAUCGACAAAGACCAUCUGGGGCCACUGUUACUCCAGGCCCUGGAUGGCUUCCUGUUUGUGGUGAACCGAGAGGGCAGUGUUGUUUUUGUGUCAGACAACGUCACACAGUAUCUGCAGUACAAGCAGGAGGAACUGAUUAACACGAGUGUGUACAACAUUCUCCAUGCAGAGGACAGGGAGGAGUUUCACAAGAACCUACCAAGGAACAAUGUAAAUGGCGUUUCAUGGGCAGCUGAGGUCCCUCGCCAGAAGAGUCACACCUUCAACUGCCGUAUGCUGGUGAAGUUUGUUGCUGAAGAGGCCGGUGGGAGCCCGCGCUAUGAGACCAUGCAGUGUUUUGCCCUCACGCAGCCCAAGGCCAUGAUAGAAGAGGGAGACGACCUGCAGUCGUGUAUGAUCUGCGUUGCACGACGUGUGACUGCUGUGGAGAGGACAGAGAGCUUCAACACCAGACAUGAGCUCUCAGGUAAGUUGAUUCAGAUAGACCAGAAUUCCCUGCGCGCUUCCAUGCGUCCUGGCUGGGAGGACCUCCUGAGACGUUGUAUUCAGAUGUUUCUGCAGCACAGCGAUGGGCAACCCUGGUCCCAUAAACGCCACUACCAUGAGGCCUUCCUCCAGGGUCAUGCGGAGACACCCGUGUACAGAUUUUCAUUGUCUGAUGGCACCCCGGUCACAGCACAAACCAAAAGCAAACUUUACCGCAACCCACUGACCAAUGAACCACAAGGAUUUGUAUCAACCCACCUGCUGCAGAGAGAGCCCAAUGGUUGUCGUGCUAACCAAAGUGGAGGCAUGAUGCAAGCUGGCAUGAGACAGCAGGCUAUGAGUGGUGUCAACCCCAAUGCCCAAAUGAACAUGGGUCCGAGUGGAGGCAUGGGCAUGGCUAACAUGGGAGGAAUGGGCAUGAACCGGGGUUAUGACAUGGGUCCCAUGGGUCACAUGGGUGGUGGAUCAAUGUAUGGGGGCAGUGGAGCCAACAUGGGCAACCGAAUGAUGCAGAUGAACCAGAUGAAUCAGAUGAAUCCAAUGAACCAGAUGAGUCAGAUGAAUCAGAUAAAUCAGAUAAACCAAAUGAACCAGAUGAAUACAAUGAAUCAAAUGAGUCAAAUGAACCAAAUGAAUCAAAUAAACCACAUGAAUCAAAUAAAUCCAAUGCAUCAUUCCAGUCCUGGGAUGCAGCAUCCACACCACCACCAGCAGCCGCCGUUUCAGGCCAGCGGUAGCUACGGACUUGGCGGUAUGAACAGCCCUUCCCAGGGAAGUCCUGGCAUUAAUGGACCCCAGCAGGGCCUCCUCAUGUCUCCCCGCAACAGAGGGAGUCCCAAAAUGUCCUCCAGCCAGUUCUCUCCAGGCAUGCACUCCCCUAUGGGUCCAGGCAGUGUGGGUGGAGGAGCUGGUGGAGGAGGUAACGGCUCCUUUUCUAGCAGCUCUCUCAAUGCUCUCCAGGCCAUUAGUGAAGGUGUGGGCACACCGCUCCCCUCUAGCCUGACCUCCCCACCCCCAGCCCACAAACCCGACAGCUCCCCCAGCAUGCACUCCUCCUCACAGCCCAACCAGCCCAAACCUGGACAUGCUGACUCCAAGAGCCCAGCAGGAGUCUUCGGUAUUGGAAGUGGAGACCAUCACCCCCUGCAUCUCCAGCAGCACCAUGGUCACACCCAUCAGGCCGAGGGCAGUGGCAUGGACCGUCCCGACAGUCAGGCUGCUGGAGCUGGAAAACAUCACGGGGAGGGAAGCAGCGAGGCAGGAGCGGCGCCCUCUGAGCCUUCCAGGAGGGUUCCAGAUGGCAAGGGCCACAAAAAGCUUCUGCAGCUUCUCACCUCACCUACUGAGGAACUGGGGCUAGGAGUGGGAAGCGCACCCCCUGGACCUCCCACAGCCACCAGUGUGUCAAUGGCCUCUGAAGGCAAAGAAUCUGCCUGUGUCACGAGUCCGUCCUCGAAUAGUGUGUCCUCUUCCACCAAUCAGAACCAAGUUCAUGGAACAGCGGGCGUGUCUGGAGCUCUAGGCUCCUCCCACUACACAGCAUCCCUGCAAGAGAAGCACAAGAUCCUUCACAAGCUGCUCCAGAAUGGGAACACACCUGAUGAAGUGGCAAAAAUCACUGCAGAGGCAACUGGCAAGGUGACCCUGGGCCAGGAGACAGGUACUGGGGUAGGAGAGGUAGGUCCAGCCAGUGCGGGUGUGGGAGGUGCCACAGCAGGAGCUCCACCUGAGGCCAAGCAGGAGCAGCAUAGCCCCAAGGAGAAGAAAACCCACGCUCUGCUCCACUACCUCCUCAACAAGGAUGACUCUAAAGAGCCUGCCGAUGGCAAGCCAAAACCUGAAGAUGUGGAGAGUAAAAGGGUAGCUGGAGGAAACAUUGGCACCCCCCUCAACAGAGUAGCCCACGACAACAUGGAGAACAAGAUCAAGGCUGAGCCUCCUGAUGAGCUGGACACCAUCCUGGGAGGCCUGAGAAGCUCUGGCGCAGACAUCCCAGAGCAGGGAGAUGUAGGGGGUGUGUCUGACGUAGAGAGUAAGGCGCACUCCUUCGAUGACGAUGGAACGAGCAGCCCUGGAAUGGGGCCGGGGCCACGGGCAUCCUUCCACAGGGCUAUGCCAGUGGAUGCCAAGCCGUCUGGUGGCGUGGGGCUCUCCACCCGGCGCAGUGCCCCCUGUCCUAUACCCAUAAAACAGGAGAGCCUGGAUGGCCAGCGCACGAUGGCAGGUCCUGACAGUUACCAUGGGAACAUGGGAAUUAUGAGCAGAGGAAUGGGGGUUCCAGAGCGAUCUCCCAUGGGUGGGCCGGGGGAAUGGGGCAUGUCUUGUUCCAGUGCCAGCCCCGUGGGUGCUGCCACACACACCUCCACGAUCCGCCCUGGCAUGGACGCCUACAGCUCUAAAGGCGUGAUGGUCAACAGGUCUAACGCUGGUCCUGCGACCAGGUCCAUGUUGCAGCAGCAACUAAUGGACAUGGGUUCCACUGAUAUGAGUAUGGUCAUGGGUCCAUUUGUCCAACAGCAGUGUCCAGACAGUCAAUCUCCCUCUUGGCCAGACAAUGUUGUGGGAAUAGACAACAACAGGCGUCAAUUUGGCAGUGCACUGGAUGAGCUGCUACUACCGCCCUCCACGUCCGAGGGACAGAGUGAUGAGCGUGCUUUGUUAGACCAGCUGGACUCACUGCUCAACAAUACAGAUGUCAUGGCUCUAGAGGAGAUAGACCGCGCCCUUGGCAUCCCCGAGCUCAUCAACCAGGGCCAGGGUGGAGAGCUUCCACCAGAGCCUUUCCCAGGGCAGGAUGUCUCCAUGGUGAUGGAGCAGAAGCCCAUGUAUCCACAGGGUUACCAUGCCCCUCCACCAUCCAUGUCCUUCCCCUCCGGCUAUGGGGGCAACCCCAUGCAGGGUCAACCCCCGCCUGGAGGCUACAACCCAAUGCUCACCCAGCAGGGCAGUUUUCCCGGGAUGGGGGCCAUGGGUCCAGUGGGGGGUGUUGGACAGCCCCGUGCUGGAAUGAUGAGACCCAGGAUGAUGGGCGCAACAAAGCCCACCAGACUGCAGCUGCAACAGAGGCUCCAGGGUCAACAGUUUUUGAGCCAGUCUCGGCAGGGCAUGGCCAUGAAGAUGGACAACCCUGGAGCAGGAAACCCUGGAGCAGGAAACCCUGGAAUACGACCUGCUAUACAGCCAGGAAUGGGAGGACAGCCUGGCUUUCUGAAUGCUCAGAUGCUGGCCCAGCGUAGUAGGGAGAUGUUCACCAUGCAUAUGCGCAGACACAGAGUGAUGAUGCUCAUGCAACAGCAACAACAAGCAGCAGCUGGAGGCUUCAGCCCUCCGCCCAACGUUACCGCACCCACGGGCAUGGAUGGAGGCAUGGGUGGAGGCAUGGGUGGAGGCAUGGGUGGAGGCAUGGGUGGGCCUGCACAGCAGCAGUUCAGCUAUGGGGGAAACUAUGGCAUGGGUCAGCACACAGACCCUUCAUUUGCUCCAGCUGGAGGCAGUCCACCCACCGGCAUGAUGGGCACUCGCCUUGCACCACAGCAGAGCCCCAUGAUGCAGCACCCCCAGGGAGGGCUCAUGUACCAGACACCAGACAUGAAAGCAUGGCCUCAGAGUGGAAUAGGCCGCAACAGUUCAUAUCUGCAGCAGGCAUUUGGACAGCAAGGCUCUGGUGGGCAGUACGGGGCCAUGAUGAUGAACGGAGGCUUAGGAGGCGGAGCCAGUGCCAACACUGGCCACAUGGGCCAGAUGAACAUUGGCAUGAUGGGUAGGAUGUCCAUGGGCCCAGAUCAGAAAUACUGCUAAAAAGGAGGGCCAAGCACUUCAAACAAACUGGGGUUGCUCUCACUUCAAGGGAAAUGGCCAGAUCUGUCUCACAUACACACACAAAUACACAAAAUAACUGCACAUAUAAAGCUCAUACACAAUGUGAGCACAUGCCACACAUGCCAACAAACUAGCAUAAACAAAAGACUGAAAUUGAGUGUAUGAUUAGUACCAUAAUCUUCAGAAUUGUGCUCAGAGUUGCCCUGUUUAUAUGUGCAGUUAGUUUUUUUCUUUAAUAAUGUUGAAUCCUGACACUUUGCUGCACUGGAAUUGGAACAAAGCGUGAUGAUAAGAGGACAGUGAAAAAGGUUUGAAAUAGUCCAUGUUGAACACGCAAGACAAAUUCUCCUUACCAGUUUUCUGAAUGUAUAUCUUGUUGUGUUGACAGAUUGGAUGUAGAAUCACAGUCUGUCUUGUUAAAGGUACUGCAAGAUAAAGAACUAUUCAGCUGGGAUUGCACUUUAGUGGGAGAACGAAGCUGAUUUACAGCAACAAGAUUGAUACAAUAUUUUUCUUGGUCAUUCUAGCCUUACCGAAAGCAUAAUGUGUACAAAAGGGUCUUUUACAGUUCUAGAUGUCCUCUCUGCAGAGAAGCAGCAAUGAUGGUUCAGAAGUGAUUAUGAAACUACAUAUGCAGAUUUAAGCAAUAAUCUGACCCUCUGGAUUUUUCACAUGAGCAGGAUACAGCUUCUUAGAGUAAAGGUACUGCAGUAUUAGGAGUGAUGUCAUAAGC